Messenger RNA from Thamnophis sirtalis, 3768 nucleotides. It is a transcript of the gene ST7L, whose product is annotated as suppression of tumorigenicity 7 like. Gene Ontology annotation, molecular function: protein binding. NCBI's taxonomy places the organism in Eukaryota, Metazoa, Chordata, Lepidosauria, Squamata, Natricidae. The record is from RefSeq and is a predicted model, not a curated record.
CCUGCCUCCUUCAGCCAGCCAGGCCUCGGCAAGCCGAGGGCGGGAGUCAUGGCGGAGAGUAGCCCUAUUAAUGAGGAUGCUGCGCCGUCUCUCUCCCAGUCGUCUGGCCUUGGGCCCGGCCCUCGGCGAUGGGAGCGGCUGAGGCUGGCUGCAGGACCCUGGGCGCGGUCAUUUGGCUUCCUGGCGUUGCUGGGUCUCCUUUAUUUCUUGCGGGGCCCGCUCCGGCUGCGCGACAACUUAGUGGCAGUGACUGUUUUCUUGAGCACACUGACUCCAAAAUUCUAUGUUGCACUUACGGGGACUUCAUCUUUGAUAUCUGGUCUGAUAUUUAUAUUUGAAUGGUGGUACUUCAGAAAAUAUGGCAUGUCUUUUAUUGAACAGGUUUCUGUGAGUCAUUUGCGGCCUCUCAUUGGAGGGGCAGAGAAUGCUAGUUCUGCACAGGCAACUUUUUCUGCUGCUAGUGGAGAAAAUGAAAUGAACAGACAAAAUCUUUCAGAGUGCAAAGUAUGGAGAAAUCCACUCAAUCUCUUUAGAGGAGCAGAAUAUAACAGAUAUACAUGGGUGACAGGAAAGGAGCCGCUAACAUAUUAUGAUAUGAACUUAUCUGCUCAGGAUCAUCAGAGUUUUUUUACCUGUGAAACAGACUCUCUUAGGCUUUCAGAUACAGUUAUGCAGAAGGCAUGGCGGGAAAGGAAUCCUCAAGCGCGAAUCAAAGCAGCGUAUCAAGCUUUAGAAUUAAAUAAUGACUGUGCCACAGCAUAUAUUCUUCUGGCUGAGGAAGAAGCAACUACUAUUUUAGAAGCUGAAAAAUAUUUUAAACAAGCUCUGAGGGCAGGAGAAACAGUUUAUAAAAAGUCUCAGCAUACCAGUUCACAAAUUCCACACCACGAGGCACAGCUUAGAAGAGAUACCAAUGUAUUGGUUUAUGUGAAAAGAAGACUAGCUAUGUGUGCAAGAAAACUUGGAAGAAUUAAAGAAGCAGCAAAAAUGAUGAGGGAUUUAAUGAAAGAAUUUCCUGUCCUAAGUGUAUUGAAUAUCCAUGAAAACCUCCUAGAAACACUUCUGGAGCUGCAGGCUUAUGCUGAUGUCCAGGCAGUUCUAGCAAAGUAUGAUGAUAUCAGCCUUCCAAAAUCAGCAGCAAUAUGUUACACAGCAGCACUCUUAAAAGCGAGAGCAGUUUCAGAUAGGUUUUCUCCAGAAACAGCUUCUAGAAGGGGACUUAGCACAGCCGAAAUUAAUGCUGUAGAAGCAAUACAUAGAGCAGUAGAAUUUAACCCUCAUGUUCCAAAGUACUUGCUAGAAAUGAAAAGCUUAAUUUUGCCUCCUGAACAUAUUCUGAAGCGGGGGGACAGUGAAGCAGUAGCCUAUGCAUUCUUCCAUCUUCAGCACUGGAAGCGAAUAGAAGGGGCCCUUAACUUGCUGCACUGCACAUGGGAAGGCACAUUUAGAAUGAUUCCAUAUCCAUUAGAAAAGGGACAUCUAUUUUAUCCUUAUCCCAGUUGCACAGAGACAGCAGACAGAGAGUUAUUACCAACAUUUCAUGAUGUAUCUGUGUAUCCCCAGAAAGAUCUUCCUUUUUUCAUCCAUUUUACAGCAGGGCUAUGUUCUUUCACAGCAAUGUUAGCCCUCCUCACACACCAGUUUCCAGAGCUCAUGGUCAUUUUUGCUAAAGCUUUUUUUGGAACACUCUUGUCACCUUUGAGCUUCUUGAUGGAGAAGAUUGAACGCUUCAUGCCUUCUAGUCUCUGGCAUCAGCUGACCCAAAUCUGAACACAUCUCAGUUCACAUGAACUUUUAACAUCAGCGCCUCUUGAUUACAAAAGCAUUGGCAACUAAGAGUGUGAAGGAAGUCUUACUUAGCUUUUGUUUUACAGACUGUUAAAAAUUUGCUGUACUCCUUCUUAAGCCUAAAAUAUUGUAGAUUUUAAAUCCACAAUUAAAUGCCUGUGUGGGUGAGUAGGAGAGGAUUGUUGUACUUAAGGCUACUGCUUUCUUUCUCAGAAAUUCCAGAAAGCAAUAAAUCUGAUAGAUUCUAUGUUGAAAUUCCCUUCUGAAGUGGAGAUAUGCUUAAAUGUUUAUUAGCCAAGAAUCUAACCCACAGGGCUUGUCUUACUGACCACUUGCCAAGAUGCAUGGCCCAGUAGGGGGCCCGACGCCAGCCUCCUGCUUCUUGCUGUUGCUGCAUGUUCACUUGUUUACUUCUAAAGAAGGGAGCAUUUAACAGAAAAACAAGAAGAAAGAACCAUAGCCUGCACCUGUUUACUCUCUCUACCCUGAUCUUAGGCAGCAAGAUGAAGAAAAGGGAGCAAGAAGUACAACAGAGAUGCGUUGCUAAUGUUAGUUUUAAAAGCAGAUGUUAAUUCUGCUGAAACUUGGCUCUGAACCAUACUUAAUUAUGUGGAUCUUCCAACUGGUCACUACAUAUUGUAUUUUUUGAGGAUUAUCUGAUUUACACUUUUGGAUUUAUUUAUUUGAUUCUGGGUAGCAAACAGAAUAUUAAAAUUAACAAUAAAAUCAAAAAGGGAAUAAUACACACACAUAUGCCGUGCCUAGGCCACACACAAAUCCAAUCCAAAUUGAAUAAUUGCACAAGGCCAUCAGUAUUGGGACCAUCAAUGUCUCAGGCAUAUGCUGUUCCACAGAGCAUGUACAGUGAGAGACGUAGAAAGCAUAUCCCUGUAAUAGUUCUUUAGCUUUAAAGUAGGAAAGAAUAUACAUUUUACUUUGGACAGGAUCAUUUAUUGUGCAUAAGUAAAUAUAUAGCCUGUGCAAGCCUACUCAUUUUAUUAAGAGUUUAAUUGAUUGCUAUGUAUCCAUCUCUUCCCCCAUAUUCACUGACCUAAGCAACCAUUGGCCAUUGCAAAUGCUAAGCAGGACUGACCCUGACUUGAAUUUCGAUGAAAAACUACCUGGCAAUUCUGAGACUGUUGGCCAGAUCAGAGAAAGAAAGCAAUGGCCAACUAUUUCUGUAUAGUGAUCCUUGAAAGUUUAUGAACCCUUUUAAGUUUUCAGUAUUUCUCUAUAAAUACAACCUAAAAUGUGAUCUGUCACUCACACAAUUGCUAGAACUAUAUAAAGAGAAAACCAAUUAAACAAAUGAAUUUGAACAUACUUGUUCAUUUAUUUGCUGAGGGAAAGGAAUACAAAGCUAUAUAUUUGUCUAUUACAAAAUGUAUGUAAACUUUUGCUUUCAGUAACAUUUUGGAGUGGCCUGACCUUAAUCCUCAAGAAAUGUUGUGGAAGGACUGGAAGUAAGCACUUCCAUGUGAGAAAGCCAACAAACAUCUCAGUUUGAAGAUACUCUGUAAGGAGAAAUGCAUUAAAAUUUCUUCCAUAUCAAUCUGUCGGACUGAUCAGUUACUGGAAAUAUUUAGUUGCAGUUAUUGCUACUCAAGUGGGGGCAUGCCAGUGACUAAAGCAAACAUUAACAUAGUCACACACAAAUAUGUAGCUUUGGAACAAGUUUAAUGUUUUUAAUUGGCAUUGUUUAUCCAGUUGUAAGAUUGCAUGGAGGACAGGUUAUGUUUUAGGUCAUGUUUAUGUAGAAAUACUGAAAAUUAAGGAUUUGCAAACAUUUAAACACUAACUCUGCCAAGACAACUGCUUGACUCGAGUGUUUUUACUUUUUUAUUGUUCAUCGAGGCAUAAAUCAGAAUUUAAUAAGUGGAUUAGUCACUUGCACUUGUUUCUUAAAUUGCUCAACCAUUUGUAGAGCUUGAUGGAGACUGAUACCUUAGGAGGAGUUUCUCCUAACUUCAAUAGACAAAA